GGGGGGCGAGGGAGGCUGCGCUGCUAUAUGUAGCCCCGAAUCUUAGCCGGGGCAACUAUUGCGCCCGAAAUUGCCGAAGUGAACGCAACCCUUGCGCUAUCCGACGUUACGCGUUUCUCGAAAUCGGAUUCGUAACUCUUGAUAUUGUUACCGGACUUCUACCAUUUUUUUUUCUCAUUGUCACCCUUAUUGUAUGUAAAUAGCGGGCGGUGCGAUAAGUGUGUUAGUUUGUGAGUCCUGAAUUGAUAAGUAUGACUUGUGUGCUCUGAGGGGAAGAAUCGAGAAGACAAGGAAGAUGCCACGAGCGUUCCUGAUCACACAUCGCAGGUACAACGGCGCUGAAGAAGAGAUCGGAGGGUCGGAAAGAGAUUUCAGUCCUGAAAGGAGCGUAAGACUGGCCGAUUACAGCGGCGGUCAGCCAACUUCCGAUGGCGCCAGCGAGUGCGGCAGCGAGACGUCGUCCGAGUGCCCGGAGGAGCUGUACAACCUAACGAAGCUGGCGGAAGUGAGCUUGGCGGCGGCGGCCGGCACCUUAAUUCAUCACAGUAAUGUCAUCUACCAGAGGCCGGUGUCGCCUAGAAUCGCGCAAUAUCCUGCGGAAACGAGCAGAACGCUGGUGUCCCGGCCUGCCGCGCAGGUGGAAAAUCAGGACCAAGUUCUGGGCGAACGAACGAGGCUCUUUUUUGAGCGAAUCGAAACCGAGAGGGAAAUCCUGGAGAGCCGCUCCGGAGAAAACACCGCUCUAGGAAUUCGUCUUUCGCCGCGACAUCCUUCUUGCUCGUCGCAGGACGAGCCGAGUUUCUCAAAAGUGCCGGUCGUCUCCGAUAUUGGACUCGAUCCACCGCCGACGUCGAUAUCUUCGAGCGCGUCCCAAGGUCGCAGGAUGCCUGUCGCGGAGCCCAAGCCGGAAGACAGCGAGGACCACGAGUGUCCCGAUUGCGGUAAGAAGUACUCGACCUCGUCGAAUCUGGCUAGACACCGCCAAACGCACAGGUCGCUGGGCGAUAAGAAGGCCAGGAGAUGCCCGCACUGCGACAAGGUCUACGUCAGCAUGCCGGCAUUCAGCAUGCACGUGAGGACCCACAAUCAGGGAUGCAAGUGCCAUUAUUGCGGCAAGUGCUUCUCCAGGCCGUGGCUGCUGCAGGGACACAUACGCACGCACACAGGUGAAAAACCGUUCAAGUGCACUAUUUGCAAUAAAGCUUUUGCCGACAAAUCGAAUCUACGCGCUCACAUACAGACGCACUCGAACACCAAGCCACACGUGUGCGGUCGUUGCGGCAAGGCCUUCGCCCUCAAAUCAUACCUCUACAAGCACGAGGAAUCGUCCUGCAUGCGUGCGCAUCACCGAUCGUCCGUAGAGAAGCCCGAUCAGGUCGAGCAGCAGACAUUAUCGGUGAAACCGAAUCCUCCAUUGCCACCGUCUAUGAACAGAUCGCAGACGCCGUGCGUCACCGCGUCGCCCACUAGCGUUAUAGUUCCACGACUGGGCGUCGAGCGGGAUCAGAAAAGCACGUCGUCGGCGUUCUCCGCGAUCAUAAGGCACACCAGAACGACGGAUGAGUCCACGGCGACGCCCUCGAAGCGAACCUGCAGGGAGAGGACGCCCUGUCUGGAGGAUCCGGAGAGACAGAGUUCUGAUUCGGCUAAAGAUUCGGAGUAUGUAUCCAGAAUGGUCAUCAGGACGUCGGUAAUAUCUCCCAAUCCCGAGCACCUGCAUCUCCGUUUCGAGAACGACGCCAAGAGUUCCUCGACUGCGUUCGACUAUCCCGAUCCGACGAGAUCUUCCGCCUUCUCGAGACCUACCACAAUGACUUUGAACCUGGCCAUUGCUUAAAAAUCAGCCUACCACUGCUGAAAUCGAAUUAGUUGAAAAAAAUUUAGAUUUGGCUUUGUACUUACGUUUAUUAGAAAUUUGAAAAAUCAAAAAGACAUUUUGAUUCUCUUUUUAAGACUCACAACUAGAAGUUUGCGGGGAGAUUUCAAAAUAUUCUAGAACUUAAGACAUCUUUUCUGUGAAAAAUUGAGAAGCAGGUAUCUUUUGAAUUAUUUGUUGAAAAAUUAUCAAUGCAAAACAUUAAUUUUUUAUAAUAUGAAAGAUUUUCAUGAAGAUAAAUUGACCAAGAAGAGAUUUGUGAAUUGUUGAAGUGAUUGUACAGAAUGUUUAAAAAGAGUUAGUGCUAACAUAUGUUAGUAAAUAUGCCUAAUGAUGUCAAACCAAAUUUAGCUGAAAAUGAAUCAUGAUUAUCAAUGGACACUGCAUAUGCAACUAAAAAUCAUAUUACAAUAUAACUACAGAUAAGAUCAAUGAUCAACGUUUCGUUUAAUUACAGAUUUUGUUAGCAAUUUCGAUUCUAAAUUGAUAAAAUUUGAAAAUAAAUCAAUUUUAGAAUAAAUCUUUUCUCAUAAAAUAUUUGAUUUAAAUCGAAAAUUAUGUCAUGUUUUUAUUAACGUAUGCUAAUUAUGAUUUGAUAACUGCUCGACAUUCUGUACGUUUUUGAUAGCGUUUUCGCAGGCGUUAUCAAGGAUUAUCCUGCAUAAGUCAGUCUUUCCUUACCAUAAUCGAAGAUGAUUAUCAAUACUGAACGAAUGCGAAUUAGCAAAGAAUUGACAGACUCUUGCGUGUGACAGAUAUUAUUCCAAGCAUCUUCCGAAUUAGGGACCAUAUCUAGUGAUUAGUAGUAACGUUAAAUCUAUAAGUCGCCGUGUUUGACUAAGCGGUCUGUCGAUAUAAAAUCGUGCCUUAUAAAUAUAUCGUGCCGUGCACAAUUCGACACGGUGACAUAACUCCGACAGGAUUGGCGUGUACGAAUGAAUGCGUAGAAAGAAAUCUCCGAAGUGUGUAAGACCGUGCGCCCCGGCGAGAGUGUCUGUUAAACGCCAAACUCGUGACCUUACCUAUUUAAAGACAUAGCGUCGCUACCGCGCGGCGUUAAAUGAUCAAAAUUAAUCGUCGACUCGGACUGAAUUGCAGUGCCUUCGUGUUAUUAUUUUAGAAUUAAAUGCUCGACGAUUCGAGGCUCUUCGAGGCAGCUAUCAAUUUUACAGAAUGUAAAUACACGCAACAACUUCCGAAAUAUGGUGAAGCCCAACGAGUGUGUGAGAAUGCUUUGUUCAAUAUAAUCGAGUGGAAUUUGCGAUCGUAAGAUAAGAGUAAUUAAUUAGAAAGAGCAAUGCAACGUUCGAUACAGUUUGUUGUAAUGCGUCGAUAGAAUUCUCGACGGUGCAACUAUGCGUUAGGACGCAAGUGUUGGAAUGCGUCGGGACGCUCUGAAAAGCGAAGGCGUUAUCUGUGAUUCGGAAUUGUGCAACCGGUCGCCGCGGAAGCCGGCUCCAGACAAUGCGAUCGUGUUAAAAAAGUAGAAUAAAUAUUAUUAAUGAUAUUAUUUUACAUGACAUAUAGAAGUAAGUUUAGAUUCAGUAGCUGAUCACUAGUGCAUCUAUGUUAUGUGAUGAAUCCUGCUGUAUUACAUAUAUACAUAUACGAUUAGAGCAUUGUGUGUGUGUAACGUUAACAAACGUUAUCCAAUCGAACGCACCGUUUAGAGCCGUAGCGCGUAGGUUGCCCGUUCUUCUUCAGAAGCAAAGUAAUUAUAGCGACGAUAAAUGAGCCUCUUCUUUUAUCCAUUUUCGAUACCAGAGAGAUUGGUAUCCGAUCAGAGUGUCGAACUAGUCGAAUCCGUUCCGCCAUUGCGAACGCAAUCUGCCGUCGUAAGAAGAUUCUCGAUUUUGCGAUUUACCGUCGCGCGACGAACGUUGUCCCACAAUCGAAAUAAUCAAACGUCCCUUCUUCGGGGAUUCGGCGUACGGUAGGAUUAUGCGCGGAUUAUGCGAAUGGCGGCGGUUAUAAUAAAGAUUUCGUAAGUGUAAUAAUGUGUCGCGCAACGAUCAAUUGACCAACGAAGAUCGAUUGGCGUGUUUGCCGAGGAAUCUGUGUGUGCUCAUAUCAUAUAAUUAUAUCUAAUUGAAAGAUGAGCGAUUCAGAUGCGUGCGUCCUAGUCAUUUCGAUCCGAUAGAUCGCCCAUGGACAAAAAUAGGGGGAUCCCGAUCUAGCGUUAAGACGUAGUCGUGUUUGACCGCACGUUGUAUAUAGCAUUCCCACUUUUACGUAUUAGAGUUUAGAUGCGAGAGAUGUUGGUAUAGUCGUUUUUAGAUAGCUCGAUUUAUUGUACCCGUUGUAUGUGUAUUAUAUGUGCUAUUUGUACACCGGAGUGCCUACGCAAAAUAUUUACCCACAUUUUUUUACGAAUUGUAAAAGUCUUGUUUAAUGAAGAAAUAAUAUACGAAGUGAUAUAUGUAUAUA
Molecule: messenger RNA, 4303 nt
Organism: Linepithema humile (Argentine ant)
Lineage: Eukaryota; Metazoa; Arthropoda; Insecta; Hymenoptera; Formicidae
Gene: Kah
Product: Kahuli
Biological process (GO): regulation of DNA-templated transcription
Molecular function (GO): DNA-binding transcription factor activity, RNA polymerase II-specific; RNA polymerase II cis-regulatory region sequence-specific DNA binding
Source: RefSeq, a predicted model, not a curated record